CAAAGAAGAAGAAAAAGUAGAAGGGCCAUCUCCCUUUCUCCCUUUUCCUGUCUCCUCUGCUACUCGCGCAAUUUGCAAAUAUCACAACUGUUAGACGAGGCAAAGCUGAAAUAACGCAAUCCGGUUUUAUUGGGUUUUUUUGGUGUUUGUUUUUCCACACGUUUCGGCGUCGAUCAUCACAUUAAUAGCAAAAACGACACAAGCGUUGUUAUGUGGCUUAUUCAAAUAAGUACUACAUGCUUCUUUCGCUUUCACUUAAUAUGGUACCGACAUAAAUAUUCAACAGAAUCUGGACUUCCGGAGAAGUGGGGGAAAUAAUGCUCUGCAUUUUUCUUCCACUAUGUGUAUUGCUUCUGCAUGGUGUUUCUGGUGCUGAUACAGACAGAGAGUCAGUGACUGUGAAGGAGGGAGAUUUAGUCACUCUAAACACUGAUGUUAAAACGAACCAUAGAGACAGAAUUAAAUGGUAUUUUAAUGAUACUCGUAUAGCUCAAAUCAUUGGAAAUAUUAGUAUCUGUACAGAUGUUCAGUGUAAUGAAGGAACUGAGAGAUUCAGAGACAGACUGAAGCUGGAUCAUCAGACUGGAUCUCUGACCAUCACAAACAUCAGAAACACAGACUCUGGAGAAUAUCAACUACAGAUUACCAGCAGCAGCAUCGACAGCCUUAAGAUCUUCACUGUUACUGUUAGUGGAGCUGUAGUAGUGUCAAUGAAUGAGGGAGAUUCAGUCACUCUAAACACUGGUGUUACAAAAAACCAACAAGACAGAAUAAUGUGGUAUUUCAAUCACACUCGUAUAGCUCAAAUCAAUGGAGAUAUCGGUAAGCUCUGUACAGAUGUUCAGUGUAAAGAGAGAUUCAGAGACAGACUGAAGCUGGACAAUCAGACUGGAUCUCUGACCAUCACAAACACCAGAAACACAGACUCUGGGGUUUAUCAUCUACAGAUCAACAACCGCAACAGUGAAAAGAUCUUCAAUGUAACUGUUUAUGGUGUUUCUGCUGCUGAACAAGAUGAAGUGAAGGCAGUGGAGGAGGGAGAAUCUGUCACUUUAAAUCCUGGUGUAAUGAAAACCCCAAAUUAUGUGAUCAGAUUAUAUUUUAAUGAGAUUCUCAUCACUGAAAUCACUGGAGAUCAGAGUAAGAUCUGUACAGAUGAUCAGUGUGAAAAGAGAUUCAGAGACCGACUGAAGCUGGAUCAUCAGACUGGAUCUCUGACCAUCACAAACACCAGAAACACGGACUCUGGAGAAUAUCAACUAGAGAUCAGCAGCAGAAGCAGCAGCAGCUUCAGUAUUAGAAGGAUUAAGAGCUUCAGUGUUACUGUCACAGAUUCAGGUCUGUCUUUAGGUGCUGUAGCAGGAAUAUGUGUUGCUGUUCUUCUGGUGAUUGCUGCUGUAACUGCUGGUGUGAUUUACUAUCACAAGGAUCCAAGUACAAGAUGCGGGGGGACAGGAAAUCAUUUCCAGGACAUUGUUGUACGAUUCUCACGUGUUAGUCAGAAUGAGGAUCUUCCUAACAGGACAUCUCAUAAUGGUCACUGAAGAGAAGAUGGGUACUGAGAAGAGGAUCAAACUCACUGAAAUGCUCAUGUAGUCUUAUUAUUUUCAAAAAAGGCAGUUAAGCAUUAAAUCAGCAAUAAAGUAUUAAGAAAAGUAACACUUUACCAGCAAUAAAACAGCAAGACCAGGGGCCUGUUCCAUGAUGAUAGUUGACAAAACCAAACCACUCCAAUCCGGCUUUGUUGGUACCAUGAUGCUUAUCUUCAACUCGGGCUUUGAUCCUGAGUUUUUUUGAUCCUCAGCUUAUUUAUUUUACAUAUGAUCUUGAUCU
Messenger RNA from Megalobrama amblycephala (Wuchang bream), 1833 nucleotides. Its product is annotated as carcinoembryonic antigen-related cell adhesion molecule 1-like. The coding region runs from base 318 to 1544 and encodes 408 amino acids. The transcript has 7 exons. NCBI's taxonomy places the organism in Eukaryota, Metazoa, Chordata, Actinopteri, Cypriniformes, Xenocyprididae. The record is from RefSeq and is a predicted model, not a curated record.